Messenger RNA from Camelina sativa (false flax), 1205 nucleotides. Its product is annotated as F-box protein AUF2. Lineage: Eukaryota; Viridiplantae; Streptophyta; Magnoliopsida; Brassicales; Brassicaceae. The record is from RefSeq and is a predicted model, not a curated record. Gene Ontology annotation, molecular function: protein binding.
CCUCUUCCUUAUUUAAACUCCUCUGUUACACUCUCCAAACUCUUAAGCAAAAUUAAUUGAAAGUGAAGAGAAAAAAAAAACACACAGAGAGUCUCUCUUUUGUUUAGAAGUUUCUUAAAAUAAUGGACGUUUUUGAUGGCCUUCCCGAUCCGAUCAUCGUCGACAUCUUGAACAAAGUUGGUGACGUUAGAACCAUACUUCGUUGCAGCUCCCUCUCCAAACGUUUCAACUCGCUUGUACCUCAGUCCGAGUCACUCAUCCUCCGACUUGACCACUCCGAGUCCGAUUCACCCAACAUUUUCCGAUCUUUAUUCAACUCCUUUCAUGGUCUCCUCUCUCUUUUCUCUAAACCGGCCAAACCGAUCCCAACCACGGCUCUAUCUCCGAGUCACCCUUCCAAGAUUCUCUCACGUUUCGACAAGAUCCGGAGUUUGGACGUCGAGCUUCCACGUGGCGAUGUAAAACUCGACAAAGGCGCUGCCGUUAAGUGGAAAGCCGAGUUUGGGAAAACUCUCAAGAGCUGCGUCGUCGUUACCUUCCGUUCCGCCGCAACCGUGUCUCCUCCCGUCGUCGUCGACGGUGAGUCGGACGCCGAGUUCGUGAAUGGACUGAAGACGCGCGUCGUGUGUACGAUAAACUCCUUGAUGGCUGCGUCGACCCGUCAUUACUUGAUGAGCGAAGUCGUGAAGGAGCAUGAGGCGAUGGAGAGUUUGGUUAUACGUGACGUAGAAGGAGAAGGGAUGGUGGUGAUGGACGCUGAAGGGCUUAGAGAGUUCAGAUCGGCGCGUGGGGAAUACGAGGAGGGGCGCGUGGUGAGAAACCGGAGGAGUGUGGUACCGAGCGUGAAGAUGAGUAUGAGACACGCGCCGUCGGUUAAGCUUAAGAGUAGUGGCGUAUGUUUAGAAUCCGCGACCCUCGUGAUCGUACGGCCAAGCGGAGUAGAAUACGACGUCGGAGAUGAUGCUGAGCUGGCGACGGAAGCUUUCGCCGGAAACUGUAUGUACGGUGAAGCGGUCGUCGCUUUGUUAAAGUGUAAGAAGACGGCUUUAGAGAUGAAUUCAUUUUAAAUUAAAACUUUUGUUGGGCCUUGUAAUGGGCCUUUUGGAUGAUGCUUGUAAAAUAUGUUUUUCUUUUCUCUCUCUCUCUCGUGUGCCGUGUGCGCAUUUUUAUAAUACGGUGUACAAAUAAAAGUUGGCUUUACACUU